GCUGCGGGCCAGCCUGAACUACCCUCCACUAGCGAGAGCCUGUCUCAACACCCCCCAAAUCCAAAAUCUCCCUUGGCUCAUGUGAAAAGCAGGAGUAGGGGCCACCUGGUGAGAGUGGGAGCCAUGCCAAUGGGUGGGGUGCAGUGAAGGGGCACAAGCGGAAGGGAGGGCCCUGGGCCACCCCACUCCCUGCACCCUCCACAACCCUCCUGUGAGCUGAGGGUGGCCUGACCCCUGUCUUACAUCCUGAGAAGGCUCCCAGACCUCCUCUCAACUAUAGAACUUUUCAGUGACCACAGCUCCAUGGUGGAUGUCCCUGUGUCUGCCACGAUACAGCGUGCAGGCGUGGGCCCGGGUGUCUGCACCCCACCCCCAUGGCGGGGCUGCAUGAGGCCAGACAGCGGGGUCCUGAUAACAGGGCUCUUUGCUUCUGUGCCCGGCCACCUCCGCUCGGCUCCUGACAACAGGCCAGGGCCCUAAGAGAGGUGCCACUGCUCCUGCUAACCAAUGUCCCACAGCAAAAGAAGGUCGGUCCUGACCGGAGGGGUCUCCUGCCUGUUCCUCCGGGGACUGCUCCACGGUGGUGAUGCUGCCAUUGCUGCCUGCAGCGGAUGAGCCCCUGGACGUGGUCCAGGUAACCAGCUGCCUGGGGGAGGAGCUGCUGCGGCUGCUCCGAGAGCUGUACAGAGCCCGCGUGCUGGGUGAGUGGCACGGGCUUGGCCACCACCUGCGGGGAGCCCGCUGGACUAAGUGCUGCCCUGGGAACCCCUCUGCUCUGUGGGAGCCUCCACGGCCAGGUGCCAGGGAAGCCCGCAAAAGCUCAGUCUCACUGUGCUAGGCCUCGAGGGUGCUGGCCUUCUGAGGUCACUUGGGGACACAGAGCCUGACCUCUGUCCAGAAUUUAAGAACCAAUCCCAGGCCCAGCAGAGGGGUGUGCAGAGCGGUCAGGCGCCAGGCCAGCCCCUUCCCCAUGGGCCCUGCCGGGGAAGCAGAAGGCCAACCUCCAGUUGCAGCACAGCGGAAGGCUGCUAAUUGGGUCCAGACUUGCUGUAAGGUUGGGCCCUCAGCCAAGCGUCCUCCUGGGACUGGGGCAGUUCUAGGAACCCUGGGGGAAGUGUGCAUCCUACUCAGCCUUGCUGGAUGACCUCCAACUCCGCUGACCUCUCUAGGACUCCGUUUCUGACUAUGUGAAGCCCAGGCAGCACCACUGGGGUGGGUAAGGAUUGCAGCCCUUGAUAGAGCCAGGGUGGCUCCAGGCCGGCCCGGAGGGGUUUAUGUGGGUGGGGUCAGCCUGAGGCUGGUGGAGGGGAGGAGUCUCCCUCGAGGUUGGGGCACACUGACAUCGGGGGCCAGCUAUUGUCUGCUCAGCCUGCCCUGGCUCCUCUCCCCAGACCACACCAUGGUGGCCGGGGCCCGGCACGUGGUGACCUUCGAUGGCUGGGUGUGGGACCGCACUGCCCACUGCAGCAGCCCCCUGCUGGCCAAGGACUUUGCUCACAACACAUUCUCUCUGUGGCUAAGCUGGUGGGCUCGGGGCCCUGCCCAUGGAGCUGAACCAUACAACCCUCGUCCUCUACCCCAGCCUGCAGGGACACAGCCUGUCCCGCUCCCACCCCAAAGUAUCUAUGCCGGCCUCCUGGGCACCAACGACAGUGAGGCAGGUGACGAGCUCACGCUGAUAGAUGGCACUCCGGUCGAGCCUGCGGAGCUGGCCCAGGCCUGGCAGGUGGUUGGGGACGGUAGGGCCACAGAGGACAACAGCCAAGCCCGGGACAGAGCUCCCUCUGCCAGGCCGCCUUCCACGACCUCCACUCCAGCCUGGGGACCUGCUUCCGGGUGGUGAGUGCAAGGUCAAGCCUCGUGGGGGCCACCCAGAGGGGCCCCCGGGCAAGAGAGACCCUGCCCAUUCUUUUGGUGCCACCGAGGGUCCCCGAGCAAGGGCAGUGACUGUGCCCGUGCCUCUGCCUCCAGGAUGCCUGUGACACCCGGGGCGGCCACCUCUAUCCACCUGUGCACCCAGGGUGCCCCUAGUCACUGCUCCACAGUGCAGUAAGUGAGGCCCACAGGCACACUGACCCUGGCCGGGUAUGUGCUUCCCUCCCUUUCUCUUAGCCCCUACCAGGGAGGACGCACACUCGAUCAUUGUACAGGGAGCCGGGAGUCCACACUAAAGGGAGAUGCAAAGACGCAUUCAGCAGAAAGAGACAAGUCCAAAGCCUGCUGUGCUGUGUCUGGAGCACCCUCAAAGUCACCUGGAAGCUGGGCGUGGUGCCACAUGCUUAUAAUCCCAGCACUGGGGAGGCUGAGGCAGGAA
Fukomys damarensis (Damara mole-rat) is the source of this 2314-nucleotide messenger RNA. RefSeq lists its product as uncharacterized. NCBI's taxonomy places the organism in Eukaryota, Metazoa, Chordata, Mammalia, Rodentia, Bathyergidae. Bases 1400 to 1843 code for a protein of 147 amino acids. The record is from RefSeq and is a predicted model, not a curated record. The transcript has 3 exons.